AGAGGCAACGCAGAGGAUUACCCGGAGUGUCCCUUGUACAGUGUCUUCGAACGGAGACACAAAAACAAACAAACCAGAAAGGAGAACGAUCGCACCGACGGAAGGACUCCGUAUGAUGGCGGCCUCUUCCCUGACGUGCGACUCGCGAUUGCUUUUCGUUUCUCGCUCUGCAUUCGUUUUCUCCUCGUGUUCCUUCUCGCUAACAUGCCGAUGCGUACUUCGUUUUUCUGUUCUUGGGUUUUCUGUGUUCACGUUUGUGUUGUUGACGGCGCAGCGAAUCCGCCGAAUCCGCUCCGCACGUCCCUUUUUUGGAGGAGGAGGAGGAGGGGGGUGCGUGUACACCCCCUCUGUUGAUGAGCCACGCAAUCGGCUCAUGUUUGGGCUGCCACGUAUCCCGCGCUUGCUUCGCCAACUCUGCAUGCGUGCCUCCCAGCGAUGCGUGCUUUCAUUCUGCUUCCUUUCCGCUCUCUGCUACUCGCGCCUCUGCAUGUUUGAAGCAAGUUGGACGAAGCGAAUGACCACCUCUCCACAAACAGCAGCAGAUAGGCGAAAUGCGAAGACGCCGUCGACCGGCAGCGCUGGCAAUGGACGCCAUUUAGCCAGACGCCACGAACUGAACGGAAGACAUUACAUCCUGGACGUUCUUCUUUCGUGAACACGACGAGAAAAGAAACACUUUCUCCGGUGCGUGUGCGACUCCACAAACUGUCCUACUCGUCGCGCAUCGGCACAGGAACAAAAAAAAAUAUCAAAAAUGACUUUUGAGACUUUCUCCUUUUUUAUUAUUUUUGUCUUUUCACCAGUGGUAUGAGUGUGGAGCACGUGGAGCUGUGAACGCCUCUUGCUCCACAUUUCUUGUUUUUUGAUUUUUGAAGGUGGUGCGGCAGAGUAGGACUCUUUCAAACUUGAGAGCGAAUAAAAGCAACAUAGUGUAGUUGUCGAAGCGUAAAACCAAAGAAUGUACCAGUCGGAGAGAGACCUUUCUUUCUGGAGAUGCGAAUUUCGAAGGUAAGAACGAGACGCAGUAAGGUCAUUCCUCCAUGAAGACCGCUGGUACCUUUGUUCACUGAAAUACAAUGCGCCGACCCGUAUCCUCGGCGAGAGGCUAUCAGGACUUCCGAUUGUUUGUUUACGACGGGCAAAGAAGUGCAGCGGACAAUAGGGUGUUCUUGCGUCCUCAUCGGUGUUGUCUCUGCCUCUCACGCUCUCCCAUCUCUUUUACCAUAACUCGUCUCUGUGUCUUCUGCACGAACUCACCCGCUUUUUCGCUUACAUCUCCCCUCUUCACUAGCCGCCGCGUUGAAGGGACGGCUCCUCUUUUAAUAUUAUUAUUUCUUGCCUCCGUCGACCUGAUUGAGUAGGAGCAGCAGCUCAUACGGAGAGCGAAGAGAUCUCAUCUUGAUCACUCGCUUUCCUCACCAUUUAGAUUCCUCUCCCCACACUGUCGCGUGUUUAACUGCGAAGCUCUACAAAGUAUAUGGUCGCUGCGCUGUUGUAUUGAGUUUCCCUUUCAUCCCUCCAGCGACAUCUCCGAAUCUUCUCGUUCAUCGACCUGCUACAGCACGUACAUUGUUGCUUUGUUUUUUGAAGGUGCCCUUGGAAGGUUUUAUCCGCUCUCCGUUUCUUCUCGCUGCUCUUUAGACAGCGUGCCGCGCCUGCGUAUCAUUGUGUGUGUUGAAGCGCGCACGUCCGCGGCUGGAAGUGUAUCCGUAUUUGUGUAGGACAACAAUUCAUCUCCCCUUAAUCACCCGUUUCGUGGGCGUGUGUUGUUGUCUCCUCUCCCUCACACAGACACAUACACACACACAUAUAUAUAUAUAUAUGAGUUUUGAUUUCGCAUUCCAUCGCGCACAGACAUAAGUGGACUUGUACUUCCCAAACACGCCAAAAAUAAAAGGAAGGAGAAGCCGAUCGAUAUUGUAAUGGCGCUUCAGUACUCGCUAGACACGAUGCGUGCGCAGGGCAUCGGAAGCCCCUACAAGAGCGUAGAGGAGUUCUUCAUCGCCGACCCCGCCAACGCCUCCCACCGCAUUCUCGAUACCUCCCGCACCACGCUCGGGUGGCUCGAGAUCCCUGGUGCCUUCCUGAACAUCAAAGCCUACCAGGAGGGCAUCGGCAUUGGGUGCAGCGGGUGGGGCGUAGACGUUAGCCUGCUGCCCUCUCUCUUCCCCGCCGUGUACUGGUUCCUAGGCAUCAUGCUGAUCCGCCAGCUAUGUCGUGAGCCUUUCGCCCGCUUCGGCAUUCACAUGGGAGUGGUGACGGAGAACUCGGCCUGCCAUCGCCGCCGCAUCGACGCCGGAAAGCGGGGCACCGCCGCCUUGUCCCUGCGCAACCAGCGUAAGAUUCUCAAAUUCCAAAACCAAAUGUGGCUCGCGAUGUUCUACAUGGUGUCCACCUUCUUCGGCUACUGCGUGCAGCGGAAUCAGCCGUGGUUCAAGCUACCCCUCGAUGAUACGGCCAGUCUGCACCUGCUGCUCCCCCACCCCUACAACCCGCCGCAGGAGCUCGUCAUGUACUACCACUACGGCCUCGCCUUUUACUUCGCCGAGCUCUUCUCGCUUUUCCUGCUGGAGCGGCACGUGAAGCGGUCGGACUUUAUGGAGUACGUCGUGCACCACAUCACCACCCUUCUCCUCAUCGUCUGCUCCCACGUUGGACUGGAGCACCGCUUCGGCGCCUACGUGCUCUUCAUCCACGACGCAUCCGACAUCAUGCUGUCCUUCAGCAAAACGCUGCAUUACAUGUCGCAGGAAGACGAGGCCCGCCGUGCGCGCUACGACGCGAAGCAUGCCAAGCGCAAGGAUGGCAAGACGUACCGCCAGUCCUUUCUUUUCCGCCGCAUCAUCACGGAGACGAACAUGAACGUGUGCUUUGCGAUAUUCACCGCUCUCUUCUUCUUCUUCCGGCUGUGGUGUCUCCCCUUCAUGGGCAAGGCGACGAUCCGCAUGGCGCCCAAGGUGCGCCACGGCAACGUGAACACGUGGAUGCUCGUCUUCCUGCUCAACUUUGCGCUGCAGAGCCUCCACGUGUACUGGGGACUCCUGAUUGUUGUCAUGGCCGUCUCCCUCGCGGUGGGAGGGGAGCGGAAGGAUAUCCGGUCCGAAGAGGAGGUCGACGAGGAACGCCCGUCGUGCGUGCAUUGGCGGUUUCUCAGCGAAACGGACGACGAGGACGUGGAGCACCGCAAGCGGGCACACGAGGCGACGCGGAACGGUGAGCAGGCGGAGACGACGAUCCGUGGACGGACCAACGCGCAUAGCAAAGGCACUCGACGUCGUCGCAGCACGUCCGUUAAGACGAAGUAA
Messenger RNA from Leptomonas pyrrhocoris, 3305 nucleotides. RefSeq names its product putative mitochondrial dihydroceramide synthase. The transcript has a single exon. Gene Ontology annotation, biological process: ceramide biosynthetic process. Gene Ontology annotation, cellular component: membrane; endoplasmic reticulum. The coding region runs from base 1923 to 3305 and encodes 460 amino acids. Lineage: Eukaryota; Euglenozoa; Kinetoplastea; Trypanosomatida; Trypanosomatidae. The record is from RefSeq and is a predicted model, not a curated record. Gene Ontology annotation, molecular function: sphingosine N-acyltransferase activity.